Molecule: messenger RNA, 324 nt
Organism: Rangifer tarandus platyrhynchus (Svalbard reindeer)
Lineage: Eukaryota; Metazoa; Chordata; Mammalia; Artiodactyla; Cervidae
Source: the annotation of a GenBank genome assembly
AUGCCCCCCUCGGCAGUCUGGAGGGUCGGCGUGGCUCCACGUGAGCCUCCCACGCCCACUCAGGCCGCACAGGACCCGGUCACUCACCUGGCCCAAGCGGCAUCGCGCUUCCUCCCCAGGGUGAGUCUGCUCCGCAGCGGCGCCGGCAGGUCCCACAGGUGUAGCCUCGGAGGCACAGGCAGCUGCUCAUGCUCCCACUCACGUGCUCUGGGACUGCAGCACAGGGCACCAUCCACCGCUGCCACAACCGCCAGCGUGGCCGAGGCCGGGCUCUCUCACGGCGGCUACAUCUUGACGGAGCCCACGGCCGUCCUCAUGCCCUGA